This is a messenger RNA of Spea bombifrons (plains spadefoot toad), 661 nucleotides long. It is a transcript of the gene TIMM8B, whose product is annotated as translocase of inner mitochondrial membrane 8 homolog B. NCBI's taxonomy places the organism in Eukaryota, Metazoa, Chordata, Amphibia, Anura, Pelobatidae. The record is from RefSeq and is a predicted model, not a curated record. The transcript has 2 exons. Bases 87 to 368 code for a protein of 93 amino acids.
CAGAGCGGCUCGGGCUCUCGGCUUUUCAGCGUGGUUGCACAAGGUUGCCCGGGGUUUGCUGUAGGUGAAGGUCGGAGCGGCUGGCCAUGGCAGACUUUGAUUCCAACAUGGAUUUGUCGGGGGUUGGCAGUUCAGCUGAAACGGCAGAGCUUCGGAGAAUGAUCGCCGUGGAGCAGCAGAAGGCGCAGUUCACAGCCCAGGUCCAUAACUUUAUGGAUGUGUGCUGGGACAAGUGUAUGGAUAAGCCCGGGACAAAGUUGGACUCGCGGACUGAGAGCUGCUUGGUUAGCUGCGUGGACCGAUUCAUUGACACAACGCUGUCCAUCACCAACCGUUUUGCCCAAUUAGUGCAGAAAGGAGCACAUUAAUGUAACCAACUAGUUCAAGGACUGAUCCAGCAUCAUACCUCCUGAUACUCUGCAGUAACUCACCGGCGAUACUGAAGAUAUUUGCAACAGCCAUGGAACUUUGAAUAUGUAUUUUCUAACAUUGGUGCUGUCAGGCUCAGCUGUCUCUUUAGGCUUGAGCUGUGUAACAUGGAUAGUAAAAAUAUUAGCAGUCCAUGUAUUUUACCGAAAAUCUGUUAUCCAUUCAAAUUAUGUUAAUACUGGUGAAAUGGUGAAAUAAGAAUGUUAAUAUGGAAUAAAAAAAAUAUAGCCAA